GAGAGUACGGUCGCUCCUGGAUCGCUCCAGUUGAAUUUCGCCAACUAUAUCGGAGACAACUCGCCUUACCGAAUUGUUUAGUUACGUGUGCAGUGAAACGUUACGAAGUUACUCGAUUAUCUGACUUGUAAUAGAAGUAUGAACUAUGGCUUAGUUUUAAUGGAAAAUAAAGGGGUUCCUUUUUAGAUCUUGCGGAUGCAACAUGUUAUUGAAAUGAUGUCAAAUCAAUAUGGGCAUAUCUACUCAGCAACGAAUUGUAAGAUGUGGAAUAUAUGUUUUUCUUAUUAUUAUAAAUGUCCAGAUACUGCAAGGAGAAGAACAACCAUACUGUCCCAGCCUAACAGAAAAUCCAAUUUGCCCUUGCUAUAAUUACAAAGAAGGGUUAUUUCUAGAAUGUCCGAGUGCAACCCCGAACGUGGUCAAAAACGUACUAGCAAAAAUAAAAGGCACAAUACAGUCUUUCUCACUUUAUGACUUGGAUAGCUCAAUAUCAGAAUUAGGUCCCGACAUUUUCCCGCCACAACUGAAAAUUAUCAAUUUGCAUAUUUCUCAAUCGAGUAUUAAUAAAAUAAGCCCUAAUGCUUUCUCGUCCCUUCACCACUCCUUAACGUCCCUUAGUAUAAUUUCAAGCAAAUUAAAUAGAAUUCCGUACGAAUCAUUUUCUGAUUUGUUGAACAUCGACUCACUUGAUUUACAGAUAAAUGAUAUCAGGGAAAUACAAGGAAACUCUUUCAAAAAUUUAAAAUUAAAGAAACUUAAUUUUAAAAGUAAUAAAAUUGAAAAUAUUUCUGAUAGUGCAUUUCACUACCUUGAAGCAACUUUGGUAGAAUUGGAAUUGUCGGAAAAUUAUCUUAAUAUUUUUCCUUUAAAGGCUAUUGCAGAGUUGAAUAAACUUCAAAGUUUAAAGCUAGCUAAUAAUAAAAUUCAAAGUAUACCUGAUAACAUAAAUAUUACAAUUAAAAGUUUGUCAUCGUUAGAUUUAAACGGGAAUUUUUUUUCAAAGAUAGAAAGGAAUUGGUUUAAAAGCAUGCCGCAUCUUAGAAUAUUGACAUUUUUUAGUAACCAAAUAGAAAAUAUCGAUGAAGAGGCUUUUUAUUACUUACGAAAUUUGGAGACGAUUGACCUUAGCCAUAACAAAUUAAAUUUUAUUUCAAAAAAUAUUUUUCAAAGUAAUCAUAAUAUAAAAACAAUAGAUUUGAGUUACAAUCAUCUGCACUAUAUCAGUGGAGUUUUUUCAAAUUUAACACAAUUGACAGAAAUAUUUUUGUCUGAAAACAACAUUUUGGAAUUACCAGAUAAUGCAUUUCUGAAUGCUUUAUCGUUGACUGUUUUGAACUUAGAACACAAUGCUAUUAAGUCUGUACACUUCAAUUGCUUCCGAACGUUGAAAAACUUAACGCAACUGCAUAUGGGAACAAAUUUUCUAGAAAAACUUCCAAAUAAAAUUUUUGAAUCGAAUCUUAGAUUGGUGACUUUAAGUCUCGAUAAUAAUAAAAUUAGCGAGCUACAUGAGCUAGUAUUUGAUAAUUUAGAAGAAUUAAGUGAAAUAAGAUUGCAAAAUAAUAAGUUAACACAUAUUAAGAGAAAUGUGUUUAGUCCGCUUCCUGCACUUCUAGAAUUGCAUUUACAAAACAAUUUCAUACAAAAUAUUGAUUCACAUGCAUUUAUUACUCUGAAAAAACUUCAGCACGUUAAUUUACAAGGUAACAGAUUAUCGACUAUUGGUGAUAUAUUCCCUAAUAGAAACUCAUCGUUAGUAUCGAUACAGUUGAGUUCAAAUCAGCUUUCCUUUGUAAAAAAUACCUCGUUUCGUGGUCAAGUUAACGUUCAAAUUAUGUGGUUUACACAAAACCAAUUAAAAUUAUUACCAAGAAAUAUUUUCAGUGAACUUUACAACAUACAAAGAUUGUAUAUAAAAAACAACAGUAUUAUGUUUAUUGAAGAUAGGAGUUUUAUGCAUUUAAAGAAAAUAAAAUUUUUAGAUUUAAGUAGUAACAAGAUAACAUAUAUAAAUAAUGAAACAUUUUAUAACGCUGUGACGUUAGAAGAAUUAUAUUUGCAAAACAAUAAUAUCAAUCGAAUUGAAAAACAAUCUUUUAAUCAAUUGACAAAAUUAAGGGUUCUAGAUCUGUCAUUUAAUGAAAUAAUAACAUUAGACUUUCAUAUAUCAACAUUACCAAUAAAGCUUAUUCGAUUAAAUCAUAAUGCUGUAUCUGUAAUUGAGUCAGAAUCUCUUAAAACGCUACCUAAUCUCAGUGAUUUAGAAAUGAACAAUAAUUUUCUUACGUGGGAAGAUGUAACACAGAUACAAAUACCAGGAUUAAAGUCUUUAGUGCUCUCCAACAAUAAUUUUACGUUACUCGAGAAUAAAGCAUUUUCUCAUUUACCUUCAUUGCAGUCUUUAUCUUUAGAAUUGUCAAAUAUAUCACUUUUACCUCCGCCAAUAUUUACUAAGAACCAAAAUUUGCUAAGAGUCAAUUUAGCAGGCAAUAAUUUGAAAGACUUGCAUAAAGAUGUUUUUGCUUAUACAACCAUUUUGCAAGAUCUUAAUCUGAAAGGAAAUUCUUUUACAGACUUUCCUCACGUUGCUCUAUUUAAUGUUACCUCAUUGGAAAUUUUGAAUUUGUGUGAGAAUCAACUGCACAAUAUAGAUUUCUUCAGAUUCAUAGGCUUACAAAAUUUACGAACGCUCAGUUUAUGUAAAAAUCAAAUUUCUAUUUUAAACGGCUUUAGCGCACCGUCCUUGAAAAAUUUGGUAACCCUCAAUUUAAGUUUCAAUAUGCUUUCUGUUCUACCACCAAAUUUCUUUCAACAUUCCUUAGGUCUUAAGGAAAUUGAUUUGUCUCAUAAUCUUUUCAAACACAUUCCUAGUAAUGGAUUAUCCGAAAUAGUACUGCCAGCCUUAACAACGCUCAAUAUGUCAUCAAAUACAUUAGUUCAGUUAUUACAAAUACCUCCAAUAAAGCCAUUUCCUCUAUUACAACAGUUGAUAAUAAUGAAUACAAAUUUAACGAUCAUAACAAGCAAAGACUUUGAGAACUUCCCAUCACUAAAGAAAUUAAUUCUAAAGUCUAACUGUCUUCAACGCUUAUCACCUGGUGCUUUUUCAAAAUUACAUUCCUUGGAAAUUUUGGAUUUGAGUGAAAAUAAAAUGGAAAAUAUUCCAAGAGAACGCCUCCAGGGACUCUUCUUUGUAAAAUUACUAAAUUUAUCACAAAAUACCAUCAGAGAACUGGAAGAAUUCACUUCAGAUUUGCAGAGUCUUCAAAAAUUGGAUAUCUCAUUCAAUCACAUUACAAGAAUAAACAAGGACAUUUUUCGAAACCUUCUCAAUCUUGUCGAAUUGAACUUGAGUGGGAAUUGGCUUUCAUUUAUAGCUACAGAUGCUUUACGGAUGUUGAAUAAAAUGGUGUUUCUUGAUUUAAGUAAAAAUUACUUUGAAGUGAUUCAUCUUAAAAUGCUUCAAAAUAUGGAAUCUCAAAUUAAAACAAUUUCAUUCGAUGAAAACCCCUUGACAUGCAACUGUGAAUCUCAAGAUGUUUGGCGAUGGAUGCAAGAUCACCAUAAAAUAAUUUUAAAGGGAAGCGGAAAUUUACGAUGCGAACACCCCGAAGAAUUGCAUGGAUACAGUUUUCUUGAGCUAACAUCGCAGAAGUUAUGCGACGUGCCAGUUGUUAUACGAAUUGCAAUCCAAGACAUUCAAACGUAUUCUGUUAUAGUGUCUUGGCAGAGUCGCAAUCAGACCGGAUUAAGUGGAUACCAAGUAGCUUACUACAAGGAACAGAUGCCAGCAAUCAUCCGAGGAAAAAUAUUAAAUACGACUUCGAGAAUGACAAGAUUAAGCCAUUUAACCCCUGGAGCCCGAUACACGAUUUGCGUUAUCGCUAUUGGAAAUUUUGUCGGAGCCACCAGUUCAUCAAACCCGGAUGCUCGGAUUGCUCCUUCAACGGAGAAUACGGGUGCUCAGUUGUACGGUGAUGAAUUACUAUUCAAUCAUCUGCGAGGGUUCAUGAAUGACUCCCAGAUAAGCAAAUGUACCAGCGUGAGUACCAUAGAAAUAUUUGGAACUUCAUUAGAUAGUCCAUUUUCCAACACCUAUAUGGGUAUAGCAGAUAUGUUAACGAGAAGAUUAAGUCUCGUUGUUGGUUGCUGUAUAGGUUUUAUUGUAUUUAUUGUCUUAGUGUCAGCUUUAGGUUAUAUAAAGACAAAAAAACGCCCUGUGAUCGCAAAGGAGGACCCGCGACAGACACCACAAUAUAUAUCUUACGAUAAUUUUCCUGCAGCUAAUAUUGAAGCACAAACAACAGAUAUGGAUAUAAACACAAUUACAGAUAAAACGAAGCCCCAAAUAAGCCAUGUGAUUGAACGAAAAUAAAAUACGUCGACUUCUUGUUUACAAAUUGGAAAUCGUUCGAUUCCCGUUUUCAAUUUCAUCACACUUUAUAAAGUGGUAUUGGAAUUAGAUUUUGAAUCUCUUUUUAUGGAACAUGAUGUUCUAUGCAAACAUUUUUAUGAAUAUUUUGUAAAGGAACUAUGAAAGUGACGAUUGAUAAUGUAACUUAUUUAUUACGUUUACAGUUUUUAAUUUAUUGCGAAAAUUUUAUUAGAUAUUUUAAGGAAUCUUCCAAACGUCUAACGUUUAGUGUAGUGUUAAAUAUUCCCUUUGUGAUUGUUAGUUUUAUAUUUCAAUCUGUUUUGUUUAUUUCUGUAAAUAUAGUCUAUUUAAUUUAUAUAUUGUGUAAAACAUGUUUAAACUUGUAAUAUAAAUGUAGCUCUAAGAUUUAAGCAAACUAUUCAUCCAACCCACGGACGAGUAAAAAAAUAAGGACUCCGUGUCACCUUACAUAACAGUGAGGCACCAAAACAAGCCGGUAAACGUGUAAAUAUACUUACACUAACAGAAGCCGAUCGGCCGCCGUUAUGAGAUCGCUAUCGUUUGUGACAAGUCAGUUUGCGUCGCAAUAAAAUAUUUUAAAAAUGCCGUCGUGCGUUGUGAUAAAGUGUAAAAACAAUACUAUAAAAUUAUUUGUGGAUAUAUGAUUACUUAAGGGAGAAGAAAUUGUGUAACUGGUAUACUCCGUAACCGCACACACACUAGCGUAAAGGUGCUUCACUUGCUAAUAUCACGGUGCGGAGUCCUUAAUUUUUUACUAGUCCGUGAUCCAACCUAGGCUUUUAAAGUAAUAUUGAUUAGUCUUUGUAAGCAAUGGAGUCGUGAUCGCUGACUUGUAGUAUAAGCCAAAUAUCAAAUUGAAUACUUAAUUUUACAUAAUAAUAAAUGUAUGAAAUGUACCAAACUUUUAUAAUAUUACGUAUGAAAUUAAAAACAAUCUGUUUAUAAUGUACUUAUAAUUAGACCACAAAAUUGUAGAAUUGGUAAUAAAAC
This is a messenger RNA of Leptidea sinapis, 5386 nucleotides long. RefSeq names its product protein artichoke. Bases 230 to 4375 code for a protein of 1381 amino acids. The transcript has 5 exons. The record is from RefSeq and is a predicted model, not a curated record. Gene Ontology annotation, molecular function: protein binding. Lineage: Eukaryota; Metazoa; Arthropoda; Insecta; Lepidoptera; Pieridae.